AGGGACCCCCACAGGAGGUCGCGGGGUUCCCACGCAGCCGGACCUAGGUGCCAGGGGAGCUUUCCAAACCAGGGGUGAACUGGGCUUGGCUCAGACAGGGAAUGAAGCUGCCCUCAGGCCAAUCUCAAUCUCCAUGGGAUCGCACGUGGACCGGGGAGUCGGACGGCUCACGGAUUGCUUUUCUGGGUAUGCCUCUUAUCUACAUUUUCGUUGCUUCUUUCUCUUUUCGCAGUUCUCCGGAAAAAAGUUCUUUGCUUCCUUUGCUUUUCAUCUUCCAGCGUCUCUUGCUAAGAAGAGGACGGGUUGCAGAAGCCCAGCACACGCAGGGCACCAAGUCGCGCAGGGACUUUGCUCCCUGGCAUCACUACGGCCGGAAGGGACGGGGUGGAACUUGCAGGAGGAGGAGACUAAGCAGACAAAAGGAGCCAUGACUUCUGAUGCUAGCCAUGCACUGGAAGCUGCCUUGGAGCAGAUGGAUGGGAUCAUUGCAGGCACUAAAACAGGUGCAGAUAUUACUGAUGGUACCUAUGAGCCUGGACUGUCUUCCCCGGCCUCCUACAAGAACCCUUUCCCAGUGCUCCAUCUCAUCGAGGACCUGAGGCUGGCCCUGGAGAUGCUGGUGCUUCCUCAGGAGAGAGCUGUCCUCCUGAGCCAGAUCCCUGGCCCAACAGCUGUUUACAUAAAGGAGUGGUUUGAGGAGAGCUUGUCCAAGGGAAAUCACCACGGUGCUGCUAGUAACGAAACCUACCAGGAACGCCUGGCCCGUCUAGAAGGAGAUAAAGAGUCCCUCAUAUUACAGGUGAGUGUCCUCACAGACCAAGUGGAAGCCCAAGGAGAGAAGAUUCGGGACCUAGAAGUGUGUCUGGAAGGACACCAGGUGAAACUUAAUGCUGCUGAAGAAAUGCUCCAACAGGAGCUGCUAAGUCGCACAUCUCUUGAAACUCAGAAGCUUGAUUUGAUGUCUGAAGUGUCUGAGCUGAAGCUCAAGCUGGUUGGCAUGGAGAAGGAACAAAGAGAGCAAGAGGAAAAGCAGAGAAAAGCAGAGGAGUUAAUGCAAGAACUCAAGCACCUCAAAAUCAAAGUGGAAGAGUUAGAAAAUGAACGUAGUCAGUAUGAGUGGAAGCUGAAGGCCACGAAGGCUGAGGUAGCCCAGCUGCAAGAGCAGGUGGCCCUGAAAGAUGCAGAAAUUGAGCGUCUGCACAGCCAGCUCUCCCGUACUACAGCUCUUCACAGUGACCACAUAGAAAGAGACCAAGAAAUUCAACGUUUGAAAAUGGGGAUGGAAAGUCUACUUGUUGCCAAUGAAGAUAAGGACCGUCGGAUAGAGGAGCUUAUGGGGCUGCUGAACCAAUACCGAAGAGUGAAGGAGAUUGCGAUGACAGCUCAAGAUAGGAACAAGGGCCCUUCAGAGACAGCUCUCUCAAUCAAUGAAGAAGAAUUAGAGGGAAGUUUCAGAAAAUGGAACACUGCAAAUAAAGACUCUGAAGAAUUAUUUAAACAAGAGAUGCCUCCAAGGUGCAGUUCUCCCACAGUGGGGCCACCUCCUUUGCCACAGAAAUCACUGGAGACCAGAACUCAAAAGAAACUCUCCUGUAGUCUGGAAGACUUGAGAAGUGAAUCUGUAGAUAAGUGUGUGGAUGGGAACCAGAUCUCCCCUGUGGUAGAACCCAAGGACAGCCAUUUCCAGGUGGAGCAGAAAUAUCCUACAUUACCUGGAAAGCUUUCGGGAGCCACACCCAAUGGAGAAGCUGCUAAAUCUAUUCCCAAGGCCACCCAGCCUGACUCCACAGGGAGCAGCUUGCUAAGGCUGAGAGACACAGAAAGUGGUUGGGAAGAUGCCGCCAUGGGCAGUGACCUUUCUCCCACUUCAUCUGGUGCUGAGUCGAGUCCCCAGUCUCCCCUGACAUCAGAUGGUAAACGGAGUCCCAAAGGCAUCAAGAAAUUCUGGGGAAAAAUCCGAAGAACUCAGUCAGGGAAUUUCAACACUGAUGCACCAGGAAUGGCAGAGUUUCGACGAGGUGGGCUCCGGGCAACUGCAGGGCCAAGACUUUCUAGGACCAGAGACUCCAAGGGACAGAAAUGUGAUAUCAAUGCCCCCUUUGCUCAGUGGAGCACAGAGCGUGUGUGUGCAUGGCUGGAAGACUUCGGCCUGGCUCAGUACGUGAUCUUUGCCAGGCAGUGGGUGACGUCUGGACACACACUACUUACAGCUACCCCUCAAGACAUGGAAAAGGAGCUAGGAAUUAAGCACCCUCUCCACAGGAAGAAGCUGGUUUUAGCAGUGAAAGCCAUCAACACCAAGCAGGAGGAGAAGUCUGCACUGCUAGACCACAUUUGGGUGACACGGUGGCUUGAUGAUAUUGGCUUACCCCAAUAUAAAGACCAGUUUCAUGAAUCCAGAGUUGAUGGACGAAUGCUGCAAUAUUUAACUGUGAAUGAUCUACUCUUCUUAAAAGUCACCAGCCAACUGCAUCAUCUCAGCAUCAAAUGUGCCAUUCAUGUGCUGCAUGUCAACAAGUUCAACCCCCACUGCCUGCAUCGGCGUCCUGCUGAUGAGAGUAACCUUUCUCCUUCAGAAGUUGUGCAAUGGUCAAACCACAGGGUGAUGGAGUGGUUGCGAUCUGUGGACCUGGCAGAGUAUGCCCCCAACCUUCGAGGGAGUGGUGUCCAUGGAGGUCUCAUUAUCUUGGAGCCACGUUUCACUGGGGAGACCCUUGCUAUGCUUCUCAAUAUCCCACCACAGAAGACACUUCUCAGGCGCCACCUGACCACCAAAUUCAAUGCCCUGAUUGGUCCUGAGGCCGAACAGGAAAAGCGAGAUAAAAUGGCCUCGACAGCUUACACACCACUGACCACCACAGCCAAAGUCCGGCCUAGAAAACUUGGAUUUUCACAUUUUGGAAACAUGAGAAAAAAGAAGUUCGAUGAAUCAACAGACUACAUUUGCCCGAUGGAGCCCAGUGAUACUGUCAGUGACAGUCACAGGGUCUACAGUGGCUAUGGGGGCCUCAGUCUCCUCGACACCCCCGAACUGGAUAGGCUGGACCAGAUGGCACCUUCGGAAGGCACUGUGACGCAGAUAGGGCUCCUCUCCCAAGACAUUCACCGCCUUACGACUCUGCUGAGCCAGGACCAGCUGCUGAACGACUCUCGCCUGGCUGCCCCCAACUCUGAUGACUGGAGAUGACAUUCUUCAUGGCUGAGAGCCCAGAGAGGCACGUGUGGGGCCCUAAGUCUUUGCCUCCAUGGGGAGCUGGCUCGUAGCCAUUUGCAGAGCCCAGAUGGUACUGGUGGGGCAUCUGGGACAUGGGUACUGAUAGGAGCAAAGCAGAGAAGUGGGACAGGUUCCAGGAGGUGGACCUGGUGUCCCUAUGUUUUCAACAGUGCUUGCUCUUCACUGCAGCUUUUCUACCUUUUGUACUUUUAUACAUGGACUGCAGACCACUUUUGCAGGGAGAGCAGUGUGAUAUCUGAAAACAGAUUUGAUGGCCCCUGCUCUUUCUGAUGAUAGCUGGGAGGCUCCUAUAUCAAGGGGGAAGAGCUGUUAGUUCAUAGAACCUCUGCUGGGGAAAAGAAAAAAAGUUCUGAAAAACUGUUCUGAGUGUUCUAUAGUGACUGGGUUGUGUGAAAUGUAAUUGGGAGCUCUCUGGAGCUGCUUCUCAGGAACAUGUAUUUCCAUUCCCAGGAACUGACUGGUGAGAGCAGAGCAAGAGCACUGGGGUCCUUCCUCACUGUCCUCCAUCCCCUCUCACCUACUGUGGGUGUAGUUGGGCUGAGCAGAGGAACACCAAGACAUCCAACCUGACACAGAAACACACAUCUCCAAAGCCUUUGCUUCACGCUCAAGUACAAUGUCUGGUUAAGCAGCUCCCCCUAGUGGAUGGCCAUUGGCCAUGUGAAACAACAUGUCCAGGGGAAACUCACCAUCUUCCCAGACAAACCCAUUCCUUCUCUGAUGUUUCCCACCUCAGAGAGAGGCACCACUGAGCACCCAGUCAGUGUCCCCUCCCCAGCCAGCCUCUUCCUCUUUCUUUCCCCAUGAUUCCCUAUGAUUACUCAUCUGAUUACUGCAGCUGGUCUACUUGGUCUUUCCAUCUUCUCAGGUGGUCCCUCCAGGUAUUAUUCACCCCACCUCCUAGGUGACCUUUCCAAAGCACUGUUUUAAUUCAGUCACCCCUGUUAUCAGAGCUCCUCAGUUACAUAAUUCCCACAGAUGAGUAUCUUGGGUCCUUCAUCCUCAGCCUUUGUGAGCCGACUGCUCAAUCUUUGUUCCUUCCAGAACUUGGCUCAGGCCCUUUCCUCCCUGUGGUAUCCAGUUUUCUACCAGUCUUCUUCAUGAGGCAAAUCCUGCCUGUCAAGGCCCAGCACAGUACUAUCUCUUCCAGGUCUCUCAGGAAGCCUUCAUUCCUGUUCCAGUUAGAGGUCAGCUCUGUCCCACAGCGCUGUCUGCCUUGGACCCUGAAUGCUUCAAAGCUUGCCUUGAAGUUACAUAUUGUACCACCAUAUACCCACCCUCAACACAAACCUAAUGAAUGCCUGUUGUGGACAGCAGCCUCUACAGUUAUCAAUGAGCCCCAAUCCUGGCCCUCAAUUACUUCUUUAUCAGGCUCCUGCUGCCUGGCAUCCUUGAUCUCUUUGGAGACCCUCCUGUCAUCUCCUCUGGUUGUGGCAACCAAAAGGUCUACAGACCUGUCAAAUGUUCCCUAAGGGGCAAAUCGCCCCCAUUUGAGAGCUACUGGUCUAGAGAUUGAAAUCAACAGUGUGAGGAUCAGGGAAUGAAAAAUUUGAUGAAGUCAGCAAGAGUCCAAUCAAAAAAGACCUUAUAAACCAAUCCUGGAAUAUGUCCUGGAAAUGAGUUGGCCAGAGUAGUGACUAUAGUGGAAGUGGUAAAGGGCAGAUUACAAGCAUGGUCUGUUACCUUCCCAUUUGGUCCCCUCCAGACAUUCUCCACUCCUGUCUUUAUGAAAAAUAUCUGACGCAGGGUCUUAUCCUGAAGUGUUCAUCUGUGUAUUUCCCUGAGUAAGAGAUUCCCUGAGGAUGAACAGGUAAGUUGUCAAAGGCCUUCUUUGAGUCCAUCCCUGUGUUUGCCCACUUGUGGGUAAUACAUACACCCCUACUGCAGAGAACUCUCUAGAGCUAUAUUCCUCUUUUUUCUUUCCUCUGUCCCUUCUUUCUCUUCUCCAUCAUACACAUACAUGUUGAGUAAAAAAUCCAGUAGCAUUAAGUUCCAACACUGCUGUUAUGCCAGUUUUUUGUGAAAAGGGGAACAAUUUGAAAUUAAAUAGACUCAGGUUUAAAGUCAGCGCUGCUACCUAAAAGCUAAAUGACCAGGGAACAAUUAUAUCUCUGAUCUUGUUUUCUCAUUCGUAACUCAGAGAACAAAAUCCCCACAUGAUUUCUGGUCUGUCUGGAGGGUUAUAUGAAACCCAGCCUAACUGCUACCCACUUCAGGUAGCAGAACCAAACCAUAGGGUUGUAUUGGCCCUGGACAGCAGAUGGCAAUAGUGAUCCCUAUAUCAUUUGGGUUUAGUGAUAGAAGAGAUUUAAGGCAGAGCUUCUAGAACCUGUGUGCAAGUUGAGACAGUUCUGAAUGCAGCCACCUCUAUCCUGGGCCAAUGUCAGUGCAUAGCCUGGAACUUAGAAGAUGUUAAGAAAUGUGCUCCAUGCCCCCAACUGUAAAAUGCAGGGAGUCUAGAAGGGGUUCCUGGAACCUGUGAAUUAUUUAUUGCCCUGGG
Castor canadensis (American beaver) is the source of this 5735-nucleotide messenger RNA. RefSeq names its product olfactomedin like 1 (gene Olfml1). The record is from RefSeq and is a predicted model, not a curated record. Gene Ontology annotation, cellular component: presynaptic active zone. Gene Ontology annotation, molecular function: protein binding. Gene Ontology annotation, biological process: neuromuscular junction development; signal transduction. NCBI's taxonomy places the organism in Eukaryota, Metazoa, Chordata, Mammalia, Rodentia, Castoridae.